CACUUUUUUAUCCUCGCUCAACUCUUCUCUUCCAAUCUACAUAUAGAUAAGUUUAUCAAUUUCAAUUUUUACACGUAUACAGUCUAUAUGAUUCCUCAUCUGCGAGUGAUCGUAUGUCAAUGUGAACUGUGUAAUCUCCAUCCUCUCCUCCACUCUCUCCACUCUCCCCCCCCCCCUUUCCGCGGAAAACAAAUUGUUACUACAAUGCCGAAUCUACAGACGCCUUGGCAUUCAUAG
Messenger RNA from Bipolaris victoriae FI3, 237 nucleotides. RefSeq lists its product as hypothetical. Lineage: Eukaryota; Fungi; Ascomycota; Dothideomycetes; Pleosporales; Pleosporaceae. The annotation marks the transcript as partial. The transcript has a single exon. The record is from RefSeq and is a predicted model, not a curated record.